CAAAAGGUUAAGCCAUGGCAGAUCGCAAGAGAGUAACAGGCCCGGAAAAGUCAGUUGUCCCUCUAUUGGAACCUGGAUCGCUAUCAGCAUUCACCUUUGACCCUGAGAAGAGAAAAGAUGGGCGAAACAUUGAUCGAAUACGACCCGUGUUCAUGAAAACAGGGGUGGUCAGACAAGCGAAUGGUAGUGCGUAUCUGGAGGCAGGGAAGCUGAAGGUGGCAUGUGGAGUAUACGGGCCACGACAAACAGCGAGAUCAAAGAUAUCAUCUCGUGGUAUUCUGAAUUGCGAUUUCAAAUUCUCCCCGUUUUCGGGUGGACGACGAAGAGCGUACAUAAAGGAUAGCCAAGAGAAGGAAUAUUCGCUAGUUCUAAGACAGGCGUUAGCACCAGCAGUUAGACUUGAUCUACUACCCAAAUCAACAGUAGACGUUUUCGUUCAAGUUCUCGAAAGCGAUGGCUCUGCGGCCUGUUUGGCGGCCGCUAUCACAUGCGCUGCGUUAGCUCUAGCAGAUGCUGGAAUCGAAAUGCUGGAUGCAGUGGCUGCUUGUGCUGUGGGCUACUUUGACUCAACAAUCUGCUUGGACCCGACUGAUGAGGAGGAGACCUAUCAGAGCGGAUCAUUGGUGCUGUCAUAUAUGCCAUCGUUGAACGAGGUGACGCAUGUAAUACAAAGUGGGGAAAUCGGGACGACGACAACAAUCAAAGCGUUGGAGCUUUGCGUGGAUGCAUGUGCGCAAAUUCAGUCUGUGAUGCAGCAGACACUAGCUGCAACGAUCAAGGAAAAAAUAAAUGGUGCCUAAUAGCAAUUUAUAUACAAUGAUGAAAAAUUGCAGUCGUCUUGAGACCUAUGCACGUUGUCUU
Spizellomyces punctatus DAOM BR117 is the source of this 861-nucleotide messenger RNA. RefSeq lists its product as uncharacterized. The record is from RefSeq and is a predicted model, not a curated record. The coding region runs from base 15 to 800 and encodes 261 amino acids. Gene Ontology annotation, cellular component: nucleolus; cytoplasmic exosome (RNase complex); nuclear exosome (RNase complex). Gene Ontology annotation, biological process: nuclear mRNA surveillance; rRNA catabolic process; poly(A)-dependent snoRNA 3'-end processing. Lineage: Eukaryota; Fungi; Chytridiomycota; Chytridiomycetes; Spizellomycetales; Spizellomycetaceae. The transcript is spliced from 7 exons.